GCUAAAGCAAUAAGAAUAGCUUUGAACAUGACUUAGAGUGUCUCGUGACCAGUGAUUGGAGUAACCCGAUGGAGUGUGCAAAAUGUGCAGCUAUCAAGGGCCUUUGAGUAUGCCCGGAUAGUCCGCCUGGCGCUGUUUCAGGCUUUCAGCUACAAGUUGCAAGGAGUGGUGCACCGUGCACGUCGCGCCCGAGAAUCCGAGACGCGAAUGCAAUCAAGGGGUGGACGCAAUUGCAGAAGGACUGCAAUCAAUCUCGCGAUCCUAUCUCACCUCCUGGAGUCCGCACACUUGAGCAAAGUCAGUGGACUCGGGUGGAGACCCUUGACAAAGUGUAAGCCAUCGACGCGCAGAAUCUUGAUUCUUGCAUCGUCGUGGGCGGUAGGCCAAAGCAUGUCCAAAAGAGAAGCCGUUCAGGCCCAACCUGUUAAGCUGCAGAUGGGUGAUUGCGGCCAUCAGUUCCGAAACCCCGGACUCCACUCCGGCACAGAUUACGACAACGUCGACAAGAGUAGCAGUUCUACAAGUCUACUGUCAGAGGCUGCAAAGCAGGCCGCUGUCGUCGCACAUGAGCCAUCCCACUGAAAGAAUCUUGAAGGUGGAAUUGUCUAUCAGUCCUUGCCAACUGCACAGUCUGCACUAGGAGCAUUGCAUAUGUGUGAGAACUGGCCUGCUGUGUCGGUCUCAAAUCUUCC
This is a messenger RNA of Protomyces lactucae-debilis, 692 nucleotides long. RefSeq lists its product as uncharacterized. Bases 208 to 582 code for a protein of 124 amino acids. The record is from RefSeq and is a predicted model, not a curated record. The transcript has a single exon. NCBI's taxonomy places the organism in Eukaryota, Fungi, Ascomycota, Taphrinomycetes, Taphrinales, Protomycetaceae.